GCCAUUGUACAUGUUUAGUUACCAUGACCUUGACCGACAGUGUCUGUGUUGCUACCAUCCACCCGAAAAUAUCAUGAACAGUUCACAAUGGAGGACUUUUAUACCUCCCAAAUGCCCGUCCGGCUACACUCUUUAUGAGUAUUCUCCGUUUGAUAUCUGUCUUAAGUACGUACCUCAGGGCCUAAAUUACCCAGGGGCUAAUGCUAGCUGUAAUGGGGAAAACGGAGAUCUCAUCAAAAUUGAUACUGCGAGGAAAUUCGAAAUUUUCAAGAACCAUUUAGAGGUUCGUAUACCAGAUAGUACAACGGAGAUCUGGGUUCAAGGCGUGGAGACGGAUGGAAUAUGGAGAUUUCAUGACGGUACACUAAUACCGAAUGCCUGUCCCCUGGGGGAAACCAAUAAGCCUAACGAGACACACAUGAGGUCAAUCAGUACUGAGGACUUCACGUGUCAUGACGUCAAAGCGAAAAGGAUUUGUCAUUAUAUGUGUGAAACUCGGCCAAUAUUUUAAGUAUUGUCAUGAUAAUUCAUUUGUUCGAAACUUAAUCGAUUUCAGUCACGAUUAUACUAGUAAGAGUAAUUUGCUUAAGUUAAAAUAAUACCAAGACUUAUCGUUCUUGAA
Messenger RNA from Saccostrea cuccullata (small rock oyster), 622 nucleotides. RefSeq lists its product as uncharacterized. The record is from RefSeq and is a predicted model, not a curated record. The transcript has 3 exons. Lineage: Eukaryota; Metazoa; Mollusca; Bivalvia; Ostreida; Ostreidae. The coding region runs from base 11 to 511 and encodes 166 amino acids.